AAAACUUGAAUUCCGCCCAAUUGUUAUGAAUGUGAACUCUUACUAACGUUUUAAUGCAUAAUAUUUUUUGCUAGCAACAUUUAGUUCUUGAAAAAUAGUCUUGAUAUUAUAAAUGAUAACGGAAAAGAAAGGAAAGAUAAGAACGGUUUGUUCUGCUCUCUUCCCCUUGCCUGUUGUCGCCAAGGGUAAAUGAGGGAAACAACGUGCAAGUCGGAGUGACCAAUCUGUAAUCGAGUGUCGUGGCCAGAACCUGUAGGCGCUUCCCUGGAGUCCCUCUGUGUUUGUCCGAUAUUUGAAGGCACCGCCAGGUGGUCGUGCCGAAUAUUAACAGGUGGUUGCGCAGUGUGUACCUGAGAACCGAUGCGCGCGAACCCCACCACGCGAUAGGACUAUCCCAGUGUAAACUCAAGGAAUAAAACAAGUGUGAGAGCAUAGUAGUUCUUCUCAAGGAGUCGAGUGCCCCCUUAAGGAUAACCGGCAACCAGGUGGUGUCAGGGGUCGCCCAGGUGAGUGGCGAUACGCCUGACGAGGUGAUGAGUGCUAUGAAGAUGCACUAUUCGACCGGCACGCCCCCGUCGUUCCCGAUGCCUCGCAAUCUCUUCUUCUCCAACCUGGAUGAGGUAAGACGCCCUUCCACACCCUCCAACUACAGCCACUACGCCCACACCUCCCCGCGACCAGCUGAGGCGGCGCUGGUGUGGCCCCCGGGCGGGGAGGGGUCGCACAAUAAGGGGGCGGGUGUCGCGGGCGGCGUGGGCGGAUCCUCGCCGCCCACGUCCCAGCAAGCGGCGCCCCAGGGACUGGUGCACUGGAUGAGCGUCAUGGCCGAGCACAUGAACAACCCCCAUCAUGAUGCUGUGCAUUACAUGUGGAAUGGCGUAGAGAGCAAAAUGAACGCGACGCCAGACCAGCACAACUCAUCGUCACCCAUGCAUAAAGGUCACCCCAACAGUUUGGACGAGCGGCUGGAUGGGCGGAGCCUCGACAUCUCGCACAACAUGGCGCCCGCCUCCCUCUACGCCCGUAGCAAUGGGUCGGCGUCAUCCGCCUCCCCGCCCACGGUGUCUACGCCCUCCAUGCUCAUCGUCCCCCAGCCCAUCAACGCCGCCAAGAUGCCGCCCACGCCGCCUGGUAUCGGACAAAACCCGCCCAAUAACGGUUCCGCUCGGAAGUACCAGUGCAAGAUGUGUCCACAGAUCUUCGGAAGCAAGGCCGACCUGCAGUUGCACACUCAGAUCCACAUGCGGGAAGCCAAGCCAUACAAGUGUUCGCAGUGCUCCAAAGCCUUUGCCAACUCAUCCUACUUGUCCCAGCACACUAGGAUUCACUUGGGUAUCAAACCCUACCGUUGCGAGAUUUGCCAGCGCAAGUUCACACAGUUAUCGCAUCUGCAGCAGCACAUCCGUACCCACACCGGGGACAAGCCCUACAAGUGCCGCCACCCAGGAUGCAACAAGGCCUUCAGUCAGCUGUCCAACUUGCAGAGCCACUCCCGCUGCCAUCAGACGGACAAACCCUACAAAUGUAACUCGUGCUACAAGUGCUUUGUGGAUGAGGCCUCUCUCCUGGAGCACAUCCCCAAGCACAAGGAAAGCAAGCACCUCAAGACUCACAUCUGUCAGUAUUGCGGCAAGAGCUACACGCAGGAGACGUAUUUGCAGAAGCACAUGCAGAAACAUGCUGAGCGGGCAGACAAGAGGCCGCCCCUCUCUGGCCACGGCGUGCGGCAGGAGAACCCAUACUGGCCCAAGCCUGACACCACAGCUCUCGAGGCCAUGGACGGCCGCAUGUCGGAAGCGUGUCUUCAGGGCUCACUCGAUCCUUCCCGUCACUUAGGCCGCGACCACAUUGAUCCUCGUGCGGAGGAGAUCCGCCACACUCCCGCCCACAUGCCUGUCUCAAACAUGUCCUACGACUCCCUUGCUACAAAGACGUCGUCGGCAUUCACGCCCAUCCAGACGAGUAUGUUGCCCAUCAGUGGUGGAACACAGCUGUCCAUGGCGGCGUCAUCAUCACAGCGCUACUUCCCGUACGACCCCAUCAGCUUCCCCAAGACGCACACACAAAUGCCCUCCAUGGACGUCAAGCCCAACCAGUUCCCCAACCAGCUCAUCUCGCUCCAUCAGAUCCGCAACUACGCCCACCAACCCACUAUGAACUCCGACUUGCUCCUGAAGGACAAGGGUGUUACUCAAUAGUGUGUCGAGUGGACCGCGGGCCGCACCCAGGCUCCAAUGUCGACUGAGAGUGGGCCGCAUCAGGUGGCCCACGACUCAGGCGCUUCCCUACGGUGCAGGGGCCGCCGCGUGCGGACCAUGCCAGUAGGAGGGGCUGAAUACAGGGUAUUGAUGGCACGGGGCAAGGGCACGGGAGAGGGCGCCGCCUUGCAGCAGCAGUGGUCAUGGCCGGUGCCCCCGAGUGAGGGCCCGGUGACGAGUUGUGAUACGUGCCCGGUGAUAGCUGGACGAGGUCUGUAAGACAAGUCGCCUGACUCUAAGGAACGCUCGCUUAGCAGGGAAACGUUAGUGUAAAUGUGCAAUAACCACACUAAACGCAAGAGUACACUCGUGUUGCAGGAACUGCUUCUCACGUCUGUUUGUUAGAAAUGCCACUGUUGAGGACUGACCGAAACGGUUGCAGAGCUGUGAGGGACAGGAGAGGGUUUGGGGCCGAGUGGAGUGAGAGCGAGGUGGUAGUGUUAGUGGAGCUCUGCCCCCACCCCCAUGUGUAGCACCAACGGCAUCAAAAAGAAACAAACAGCAGCCAAGCGCUCUCCCGUACAAACCCACCAGAAUACAGUUCACGUUCCUCUUCACUGUUAUAGUGAGCAACUCUCCGAUAUCGUGAUAGCUAAACAAGCAAUACUGUUACUAGUUAUGGUGCCUUCCACCAUCCAUCGAAACCCAUAGAUUCCCCCAACCAUAAUUUUACUUUAACCGUAGCACAAAACAUCACUUUGUUUUAUUUUAAAUUGUAUACGUGAUUUUCUAUGAAAAUAUUGUAUUUUUCAUCUGUUUCCCUGAUCAUCUUAGUACCUAACUUGUUUCUACCAAGCGUACUGACUUGCUCAGCACUGAAAGAUGUUCAACAACCGUCAUGUUACAAAAUUCUCCGGCCUUGGGGGACGAUAGAUUUGUGUAAGAGCUGACAAGCAGGUCGCUGAGCAAGCCCGGACGCCCGUAUCUUUCUUCAGUAUGUCCUACCUCCAAAAAAGAAAAUAGACGGUUCCAGAUGAAAUUGUUUUAGAUACAUUGUAAUGUUGGACCCAGUUGGCCCCUGUCUUCGGGUCCUUUGGCCCUGGCGUCUGUCAAGGCCACCCCUAGAGUCCUCCAGUGUUUGGACCAGGACUCCCACACCCUAAACCUCGUUGCCCACGCAAGACUGCCUCGCUUGUGUGCGGGCAGUACUAACCUCCUCCAUCCAGGAAGUAUACGAUUAUUUCUACGUCAUGUCUUGUGUGUGUAUUAAAUAACGUCUGAAGUCUCUUGUAGUAGCAAGUUUCCCGUUUUGAAACAGAUAAUAAGGGUCUUAGGAAGAGCUUCUGGCAGACUCAAUAACACGUGUCCUUAAAAGAAUAUAAUUUCAAGUUUUUUGUAUGAAGAUUAGUAUAAUGUAUUGACCAAGUAAUUGUAAAAAGGUCUAUUUGUGAUGACUCUGUCAUUCGGAAGACUGUAGAUUUUCAAAGUGAUUCUGGCCAGGGGUUCGCUUCAUCAUGCCCUUUUAAUACAAUUUUCAGACCUCACUUCAGUCGAAUCUUAAUAAAGGCAAUCAGGGGCCAAGCAUCAAAACUCCACAUGUUACAGUAUUCAGCACUUCUCUGUAAUCUACAUUCUUCCGCCAACAUUCAAAACAGGUACUACACCUUGACUACUGUCUCUUACGGACACUACUACUUUUGUAUGCCGCAAAAGUUCUGUAUUAUGCAUGGGUAGAAGGUUAAUGAAGAAGUACUCAGUAGCGAACAUAGCUAGUAUGACUUGUUACUCCGUUUCCUUUUGUACUUACGAAUAUAGGGAGUGAAAUAUUAGAAUAACGUUGGUUCAUUUUCUAUAUAUUUGCAUGGAUAAUAGAAUGUAGCAACAUCUUCUGUCGUAUAUAAUAUGAAAAAACGUGAUGUUGAUAGACAAAGGAGGUAAAAGGUGUCCGAAUGGAUGAAUGAAUGUGGGAAGAUAAUGUUCGAAUUCUUUAAAAAAAAAGUAGCUUAACACUGUUGUAAGCAGGGCCGCAUUGAGGAUACGUACUGAAAGAAGAAGCUGUUGACCCUCAUUUUUUAUAUAUAUACAUAUACAUAAACUUACGCAUCCAUUUGGAGGGAUUUGUAGUGACCUAACGAGUGAUACUGUGUUUCUACAGAUUCUCAGACGGCAACAAUAUGUCGAUGUUGAAUGGCCUCAUCUGGCAGGGAUCUUGAAUGUGGCUCUGAAACUGUCAGUCGUGAGUGAUAUUUUGUACAGUAGCCGCAGUAAAGUCCGACCUCCCCAUAUGAUGUUACUGUGAGAGGAACUUAAACAUCAAAAUAUGUUUGCUCAACAUAGCGACUUGUUCGUUUUGGCACGUUAACAGAUGUUUGUGUUAUUGUUAAUUCAGGUGUUGACUGUUAUAAACGGCUCGUAAAAAAAAAGGUCACACUUAUGGGGAAUUCUCGUACUCAACACGACUCGUUUGGUUCAUGCUAAGCUCGUCUGAUUGUGUUCUGAAGUGGUGGUUGUCGCGGCCGGGAGCGGAACCAUCAGAGUGGAUUUCAGCGUGAACGAACAGCUUGUGCUCUCCACGACAAUUCUCCUCCGGGACGCCUCUUCUGCGCUCUUGUCCAGAACCACGCGGUGGUGGCCACGAGGCUUCA
Molecule: messenger RNA, 4843 nt
Organism: Penaeus monodon (black tiger shrimp)
Lineage: Eukaryota; Metazoa; Arthropoda; Malacostraca; Decapoda; Penaeidae
Product: zinc finger protein rotund-like
Exons: 5
Coding region: 534-2198 (554 amino acids)
Biological process (GO): negative regulation of transcription by RNA polymerase II
Molecular function (GO): DNA-binding transcription repressor activity, RNA polymerase II-specific
Source: RefSeq, a predicted model, not a curated record